Molecule: messenger RNA, 948 nt
Organism: Neopsephotus bourkii (Bourke's parrot)
Lineage: Eukaryota; Metazoa; Chordata; Aves; Psittaciformes; Psittacidae
Gene: LRRC10B
Product: leucine rich repeat containing 10B
Exons: 1
Coding region: 1-840 (279 amino acids)
Molecular function (GO): protein binding
Source: RefSeq, a predicted model, not a curated record
AUGGGCAGCGGCGGCUCCUCGGGCCGCGGGGCUCGGGUGGCCGUGGCCGAGGGCCCGGACGGGGCGGAGCAGCGGGUACCGGUGCGGGGAGGCCGGGUCCCGGCCGCGCUCUGGGAGCAGCGGGGGCUGCAGAAGCUUUACCUGAGCGGGGCCGGCCUGCGGGACGUGCCCGUGGAGCUGGAGGCGCUCCAGCACCUCCGCACGCUGGCGCUGGACGGCAACGAGCUGAUGGAGGUGCCCGAGGAGCUCUGCCACUUGCCCCGCUUAGCGCAUCUCUACCUGGGCCGCAACGGGCUGCAGGGGCUGCCGCCCGCCUUCGCCUGCCUGCAGAGCCUGCGCUGCCUGUGGCUGGAGGGCAACUUCCUGGCCCGCUUCCCCGGUGCCCUCCUGCGCCUCCCCGAGCUCCGCAGCCUGCAGCUGGGGGACAACCGCUUGACCCGGCUGCCCGCGGCGCUGCCCCGCAUGGCCGGGCUGCGGGGGCUCUGGCUCUACGGGAACCGCUUCGAGGAGUUCCCCGCCGUGCUGCUGCGCAUGGGGCAGCUCCGCGUCCUCGACCUGGACCGCAACCGCAUCGCCCGCUUCCCCGACCUCAGCGGCCUCGCCGCCCUGCGCCUCUUCUCCUACGACCACAACCCCGUGCAUCGGCCGCCCCGCGUCGGGGAUGCCGUGAGGCUGGUGGGGAACGGGGCGCAGGAGUUCAUGGAGGAGCGGCAGGAGCGCCUGGAGAGCCUCCAGCGCCAGGAGGAAGAAGAGGAGGAAGGCACCGAGGCCCCACCGGUGGCCCCUGGGGAUGGGGAGGGUGGAUCCGCAGCCCUGCCGGGCUCCCCAGGGGAAACGUGAGCCGCGGCGCUGCAGCCGGACACCCAUAGGGAAGCAUCACGGAGGGAUGCGCAGCCUCGGGCAGGCUCCCAAGGACCAGCAUCUCCCAGCUGGGGCUGGGGAGGAAGA